Sorghum bicolor (sorghum) is the source of this 2758-nucleotide messenger RNA. RefSeq names its product protein WALLS ARE THIN 1. The record is from RefSeq and is a predicted model, not a curated record. Bases 1226 to 2386 code for a protein of 386 amino acids. Gene Ontology annotation, cellular component: plasma membrane. The transcript has 4 exons. Gene Ontology annotation, molecular function: transmembrane transporter activity. NCBI's taxonomy places the organism in Eukaryota, Viridiplantae, Streptophyta, Magnoliopsida, Poales, Poaceae.
GGUCCUUAGAUUUGCAUUGCUGUUUGCCAACACUGUGUCCCUCUCGUAUUCGCGCAUUCAGAAGUUUUUUAAAGGAGACACACUGCUGAAAAAUUGAGACUUGUUCUUGGGAUCACCACAGAUCGAUCUCGUUCACCAACUAACUAGCCACAGGCAUCGCAGGAUUACUUACUCUGCUGGCUGGCUCACAUGGAGGAAAAAGGGAAGGGAGGCUAGGGUUCUCUAAUUUCUCCUCCCCUCCCUGAAGCUUUUGAGGUGGCACUGCAUGAUAUGAUGUGAUAGACAAGUGAGGCGUGCAGCAAGCAAGAGAAUCGUGUAGGACCAGAAGGGAUUGGAUUGCUGCAUCUCCAGCUAGGUAGUUUGAGAUGCAAGAAUCAAGAAUGUGAGCAGCCAGGAGGGACAAAACAACAGGAAGCUGGAUCAAUUCUAUACCUGAAUUUUAUAUAUCCUCUGUAGUUUCUUUUCUUUGUCUAACAAAGUCACCAGGCACGCUAACUGAAAAGUAUGCCAAGGGGUGGUUACACUGCCUUCCAGAUGUGCAGGAACUGGACCUAGAUCUGCAAGAAUUCAUGCUAGGAAUUUGAUGAACACAUUAGCAUCUAGGUGGAGAGACCCAAGUAAGCUUGUCUGCAGUGACAAGUCGUGCCUUCGUCUUCCUUUCACCUGUGCAAGUCUGCACCAGGCCAACAGCAAAGCAUGCAGGACAGGAUCAGAGGGGAAGAAGGAGAAGGCAGGUGUCCCAAUUCAGUUCUGAGUUCUAACUGAACAACCAGCCAGCCAGCCAGAGCCAGACCACCAACCCGAUCUCUUCUCUGACCUGAACGUCUGAACGAGGGAGCAGAGCAGAGCGCGAGCAGGAUCAGGCCAGUUGCAGCAGCCGAGCUGAUCUCCAGACGUCGUGGCCCGGUGGGAGACAGGCAUGUCUGCGACAGCAGGUCAUGUCCAAGCACACUGCGACAUGACAUCUAGCUCUCUUUCCCCCCUGCAGCCAUGGAGCUCACCCCCUCAGGGCCACACAGCUCACCACCUGUCGCUUCCGCCGCAACCACGCAUCUCACCUCCUUCCCUGCCAGUAUAUAUACGUGCCUGCACCUGCAGCACCAUCCAUUCCAUUUCCAAUCCAUCCAUCUUGCAGCAGCUGCAGCCUACAGGUGUGGUGGUGGUGGUGUCAACGACACCUAGCUGUAGCACGUGGCCAGGUAGCUAGUCGGGUGAUCGAUCGAUCAUGGGCGACGUCGUGCGCGGCCUGCACGGCGGCGGCGGCGCCGGCGUUCCGGCGCCGGCCAAGUCGCCGGAGCGCGCGCGGCUGCACGUGGCGAUGCUGGCGCUGCAGUUCGGGUACGCCGGCUUCCACGUGGUGUCCCGGCUGGCGCUCAACAUGGGCGUCAGCAAGCUCGUCUUCCCCGUCUACCGCAACCUCAUCGCGCUCUGCCUCCUCGCCCCGUUCGCCUACUUCCUCGAGAAGAAGGACAGGCCCGCCAUGACUCCCGCCUUCCUGCUCCAGUUCUUCCUCCUCGCGCUGUGCGGGAUCACCGCCAACCAGGGCUUCUACCUGCUGGGGCUCGACAACACGUCGCCCACGUUCGCGUCGGCGAUCCAGAACUCGGUCCCGGCCAUCACCUUCGCCAUGGCCGCCGCGCUGGGUAUCGAGCGUGUCCGCCUCCGACGCCGGGAUGGACUCGCUAAGGUGGCGGGCACGAUGCUCUGCGUCGCCGGCGCCACCGUCAUCACGCUCUUCAAGGGCCCCGCCGUCUUCGGCCCGGCCACGGCGGCCGUGGUGACCACCGUGACCGCCGCGGGCACCACCGGCGGCAACAAGAGCUGGGCGCUGGGGUGCGUCUACCUCAUGGGCCACUGCUUGUCGUGGUCCGGCUGGCUGGUGCUGCAGGCGCCCGUGCUCAAGCGCUACCCAGCGCGCCUGUCCGUCACCUCCUACACCUGCUUCUUCGGCCUCCUCCAGUUCCUCGCCGUCGCCGCCGUCGUCGAGCGCGACGCCGCCGCCUGGACGCUUACCUCCGGCUCCGAGCUCCUCACCAUCCUCUACGCGGGGCUGGUGGCGUCCGGCGUGGCGUUCGCGGUGCAGACGUGGUGCAUCGACCGCGGCGGACCGGUGUUCGUGGCCGUGUACCAGCCCGUGCAGACGCUCCUCGUCGCCGUCAUGGCGUCGCUGCUCCUCGGCGAGCAAUUCUACCUCGGAGGGGUCAUGGGGGCAGUGCUCAUCAUCGCUGGGCUCUACCUGGUGCUGUGGGGCAAGAGCGAGGAGAGGGCGCUCGCUGCAAAGCUCGCCGCCGCCGGCGUCGGUGACGACGAGCCCGACGCGGCCGCCGCCUCCUGCCUGAAGCAGCCGCUGCUACCGUCGCCGGCGACCUUGGAGUCAGCUGUGUGAUCGAUGUGAUCCAAUCAAAUCCAAUCAUUUUCAUGCACGAGUAGUCCUAUAUGCAUGGCUGAGAUGCACUGCACCCGUCGUACCGUAUCGUAGUGAUGAUAGCAUCUGGUAGUUAACGUCCAUCUCGCCUCAUCAACAUGCAUGUUAGGUUAAUUAUAAUUUGUAAACUGUAUUAAUCCAUCACCUAUCACAUGGCUGUGUGUUGGGUUCACAAUGCAAGUAUACCACUACAAAAGCAAAUAGUGAGUAACAUGUGCAACCGUUGUAGUAGUAGGGAUAAAAACGGCUCGGAUACGGACAGAUAUCAUCACUGAUAUCAUAUUUGUUUUCAUAUUUCUGAUUGAAUUCGGAUUCGAAUACGGAUAAUAUCAA